UUUUGUACAGGUAACCAGGUUCAUGCUAACAUUCUGCUUUUGGCCUACAAAACUGCAUCAUGAUGCAUCACUUCCUGUUGACAGUUUACCCGUUUGAGUUCCAGGAACUGCUGGAUGUUGGUCCUGCUUGUGUAAAUCACAUUGAACAUGUUGUUCUCGAGAUGGUGGGCAUGACCUGAUGGUUUCAAUGCUCCUUGUUUCCAAUCAGAGUGUUCCUACCACAAGCCACUGGGGUUUGAGUCCGGGUCAGUGAUGGCGGAGCAGCUUACCUGUUCAAACCAGGAUCAGUACGUGGGCUGGUUCUCCUCAUGGACCCCAAAUAAAGCCCGACUGAACAGUCAAGGGUUUGGCUGUGCUUGGCUGUCUAAAUUCCAGGACACGAAUCAGUGGCUUCAGAUCGACCUCCAGGAGGUGCGGGUGGUCUCGGGUAUCCUGGCUCAGGGCCGCUGUGAUGCUGACGAAUGGACAACGAAAUACAGCCUGCAGUACCGAACCCAAGAAAACCUCAACUGGAUCUAUUACAAAGACCAGACCGGGAAUAACAGGGUGUUUUAUGGAAACACGGACCGAUCCUCCGCGGUCCAGAACCUGCUGCGUCCGCCCAUCGUAGCGCGGUACCUGCGGAUCCUGCCUCUGGGCUGGCACACGCGCAUCGCCCUACGCCUGGAGCUGCUCAUGUGCAUGAACAAAUGCGUCACGGGUUAAGAACAGCUUUAGGUACUACAGCAAAAUAUGUGACCCUGUCUGUAAAAUCCAGGCUAAAGUCUCAAAAUCUAAUUUUGAGAUAAC
Molecule: messenger RNA, 789 nt
Organism: Sinocyclocheilus grahami
Lineage: Eukaryota; Metazoa; Chordata; Actinopteri; Cypriniformes; Cyprinidae
Product: retinoschisin-like
Exons: 3
Coding region: 253-705 (150 amino acids)
Source: RefSeq, a predicted model, not a curated record